AUGGAACACACCACGGUUACUAGUGCACCAAGCACCACCAUGGAACUCUCCACUGUUAUGAGCACAGUGCCUUCAACUCAUACAAGCCCUGAAAUGUCCACCUUGACUCCAGAAGCAACCCCUACCACAACCAAAGUUCCAUUGGUGUGCAACAACGAGGGUCUGCUGCAAAAUGGAGUUUGCCUCUGCCCAGAUGAGUGGACUGGUGUCAACUGCUCUACAGCUAACAUCUGUGAGAAAGCCACGCUUAACAAUUUCACUUUUCCAAAGACUGUAAUUGGCUGGUCUGCAUACUCUGAGCAGAAAUGUGGGCCUGAUACAAUGAACCCUGGUAUCUCCAAAGCUACUGCAAGGUGCAUGAAUAGCACGGCAGGCCAAGUAGAGUUUGAUGAUCCUCAGGAGAUAGACUGUGGACUUACCCUGGGUGAUCUCCUAGCCAAUAUCUCUGGCCCUAUCGAUCAGCAGAAGGCUCAGCAGCUUGCCACCAGUACACAGAUGCUGACCUCCAAUCCAGCGAAACUGACAUCAUUAGCUAUCAACUCCGCUGCAAUGAUUGUCAACCGCAUCCUGGUUGAAGAUACAUUAAGCAACAUCACUAAGGAGACAGCAACAUCAGUUGUAACUACAGUCAGUCAGUUACUGUCCGCUGACCCGAACCAAUACUCAGAAACAACUGACAGCACAAUGGGACUCGCAAAGUCCAUAGAUAACCUGUCGUUGAAGCCAAUAGAUGGGUUGAUGUCACUAGUGGUCCAGCCCAAGCUGGUGAUCCAAACCACACAAGUAAAUAGUCACGAGUCACAAGGCAUCCAAUUCAGUGCUCUUUCAGGAGCAUCAUCUAGUACCUUCACCGCAAACCGAAUUCAAGUGAACAGCAAUGCUUCCGAAAUGACUCCGAGUGAAAUCCCUUCUGAAGUUGAGAUUUUCAUAAAAUGUCCCUCAGCUACACCAAACACAAAUAUUACUAUUGGUUUUGCACUUUAUGAAAAUGAUGUCUUCUUCCAGUCAAAGUCUUUCAAGCCUUUCAAACCUUCCUCUGGCACUAGCAUGAGGGUGAUCUCUGGCAGUAUGGCUGGUGCUAAAGCAGAACACGUCGAACUAAACUUCAAGCCCAUGAAUGUCUCCGAUAAAGUCUUACAUGACUUUGCAUGUGUUUUCUGGGAUAACAACAUCAGUGACUGGAGUACUGAGGGCUGCAACAAACUCAGUUUUAAUCUCUCCAUUCUCAAGUGUCGCUGUAACCAUACCACUAACUUUGCUGUGAUAAUGUCUUUAAGGGCUAUUACAGGAGCUGAAGCUCUGGAUUGGAUCAGCAAAGUGGGAUGUGCAUUGUCUAUCCUGGGACUCAGCAUUACACUUGUGUAUCAGAUUAUGACCAGGUAA
Messenger RNA from Alosa alosa (allis shad), 1383 nucleotides. RefSeq names its product adhesion G-protein coupled receptor G7-like. The transcript has 10 exons. Bases 1 to 1383 code for a protein of 460 amino acids. NCBI's taxonomy places the organism in Eukaryota, Metazoa, Chordata, Actinopteri, Clupeiformes, Clupeidae. The record is from RefSeq and is a predicted model, not a curated record.